Messenger RNA from Syngnathoides biaculeatus (alligator pipefish), 1824 nucleotides. RefSeq names its product forkhead box D3 (gene foxd3). Gene Ontology annotation, biological process: regulation of transcription by RNA polymerase II; anatomical structure morphogenesis; cell differentiation. Gene Ontology annotation, molecular function: RNA polymerase II cis-regulatory region sequence-specific DNA binding; DNA-binding transcription factor activity, RNA polymerase II-specific. The coding region runs from base 273 to 1454 and encodes 393 amino acids. NCBI's taxonomy places the organism in Eukaryota, Metazoa, Chordata, Actinopteri, Syngnathiformes, Syngnathidae. The record is from RefSeq and is a predicted model, not a curated record. The transcript has a single exon.
UAAAGCAUGUGACAUCUCGGCUGUGUGCUCCAAGUGUGGCGGAUCCGAUAGAACAACGCCGACAUAACAAGUCGCCUCAUCUCCGCGCAACUUGCGCAGCAAGAAGAAGUUUCUCUUCGCAGACAUCCGAUCUCUUGGCAGGGGCCAGCACAAAGUCAAUAGACGAUCGGUCUGACCUUCCCAGUACACGGCCGCUUGUUUCGGCUUCAAGACUUUUUUUUCUCUCUUCCUCUUCUUCUUCUUUGAGUCAAGAGCUGUAAGUAAGCCGUGAGAUGACCCUGUCUGGAGGCAGCGAAAGGGCCAGCGACAUGUCCGGCCAGACGGUGCUCACAGCAGAGGACGUGGACAUCGACGUGGUAGGCGAGGGGGACGAUGAGUGCAUGGAGCGGGACAGCGACUUGAGCGACAGUCCCGGGGGAAGCAUCCUGCACGAGCUACGCGAUGACGACGAUGACGAUGACAUCGAGGUGGACAAAGAGGAGAUGAGAUCCGGCGGCGAGAGCUCCGGGGAGGGGGAGCCCGGCCCCGGUAAGGGAGACGAGCAGAGCGCCUGCACGCCGGGAGGUCCCGCACUCCAAAAGCCCAAAAGCAGUCUGGUGAAGCCGCCCUAUUCCUACAUCGCGCUCAUCACUAUGGCCAUCCUGCAGAGCCCACAGAAAAAGCUCACCCUGAGCGGCAUCUGCGAGUUCAUCAGCAACCGCUUCCCCUACUACCGCGAGAAGUUCCCGGCGUGGCAAAACUCCAUCCGCCACAACCUGUCGCUCAACGACUGCUUCGUCAAGAUCCCCCGGGAGCCUGGCAACCCCGGGAAGGGGAACUACUGGACCCUGGAUCCGGCCUCGGAGGACAUGUUUGACAACGGCAGCUUUCUCAGGAGGAGGAAAAGGUUCAAAAGAGUUCAACCGGACGUGCUCAGGGACCAGACUGCUCUGAUGAUGCAAAGUUUCGGGGCCUACGGUCUCGGUGGCCCCUACGGACGGCACUACGGCAUCCACCCGGCCGCGUACUCCCACCCGGCGGCUUUGCAAUACCCGUACAUCCCCCCCGUGGGACCGAUGCUGCCCCCGGGGGUUCCUCUGCUGCCCUCGGCAGAGUUGAACCGCAAAGCCUUCAACGCCCAGCUCAGCCCGGGCCUGCAACUUCAGCUCAACAGUCUGAGCACGGCUUCCAUGAUCAAGUCGGAACCGUCCAACCGCCCCUCCUUCAGCAUAGACAACAUUAUCGGGGUGUCGAGCUCGUCGUCGUCAUCGUCGUCGUCCACAGCGGGCUCGGCUCAGGCCUUCCUGCGGCCUCCAGCGACCGUGCAGUCGGCCCUGCUGAGCGCUCAGUCCCUCUCGCUCAGCCGGACCUCCGCCGCCAUCGCCCCCAUCCUCAGUGUACCUUCCACUAUUCUUUCGGGGCACGUUUUACCUUCGGCCACGGCGGCCGCGGUGUCCAAAUGGCCCUCACAGUGACUUUUAGCCGAAAUAUAACAAAACAUAUUUUUAUAUUGAGACACUAAUGCAGGGGAUGCGUGGUAGGUAGCACUGGACUUGAUGUAACUAUAUGUAUAAACUGUUCACAUACAGAGGAAAAAAGAAAAAGGAAAUAUUUCUGUACAGGUAAUAUUUGUAAAUAUUUUUUUUAAUGAAUGAUUUUACUUUUUUGUCUUUUUCUGUUAUAUUAACAUUAGAGAUCUGUGAUCGUUAGUUUACAUUUGUUUUUUCUACUCGAGGCAACAUGUGGACAAUUUUGACCUCCCUUUCGUGGGAGGCACAAAAAGCUCUGAAAUAAUCUGUUUAUUAUAUAAAAAAAAAUCCAAUCUAUGUAAUUCUGCGUAGCUAU